ACCUGAGUUUCGGUGAGGAACGAGGGGGGAAGAGCCCAGUCGAGGGAACAACAUCAGCUCCAAAGACAAAUCCGACAGUAACAUUUGUCCGUUUGUUUUGCUCACACGCCGCUCUCAGAGUUUAUAAAUCGGUGAAGGUUGGUCGAACAAAGUUUGCAGUAGUGCGUUGGCGGGUUUUAUUCCCAGCUGUUAGUCAGCAGGUCGACGAGGAAAAGACCAGUCCUACUUCCUGGUCCUCCGCAGUCGGGAUGUCUGUCACCCCUCGACGUGUCCGGCUGAAGCCCUGGCUGGUGGCUCAGGUGGACAGCGCGAGAUACCCGGGUCUGGUGUGGAUUGACCGCGAGGCCAUGCGCUUCAGGAUCCCGUGGAAACACGCGACGAGACACACCCCACAGCACGAGGACGAAGACACCAUCUUUAAGGCAUGGGCUGUGGAGACCGGGAAGUUCCAGGAGGGGGUUGAUGAACCCGAUCCAGCCAAGUGGAAAGCUCAGCUACGAUGUGCACUGAACAAAAGCCGAGAAUUCAACCUGGUCUAUGAUGGCACCAAAGAGGUUCCCAUGAAUCCUCUGAAGAUAUAUGAUGUCUGCGACAUCCCACAGCCGCUCAGCAACCAAGGCUCCUCGGACGCUGGUUCUUGGACCCCACAUGAUGAAGAUGGUGGUGAGGAGGAUGUUCCAGAUACACCAGAGUCCCUCCCACCAUACCCAUCAAAUGGCACCAGUCCUUCUCCUCUCAUUAUGUGGUCUCCUAUGGGCUCAGAGUCCUCCAUGCAGCCCCCCAGCUGUUCCCCUUCAAACCAAGGCUGGCCCAAAGAGGAGCCUGUCAAAAUCUGGCCUAAGGAUGAGCCUGGCAAAAUUUGGCCUAAAGAAGAACCAAGGAAAAUCUGGCCGAAAGAAGAGCCUGCAGAUGUGGAGAUGGAACCCACCCCUCUCAACGACAUGCCCCCUGCACCUCUGCCCGAUCACUCCAUGCAGCCCCCUCCUCUGCCUGACGCCCUGUUUGCCUCUCCUGAAACCUGGAUAAGUUCUCUCCCAAUGACAGACCUGGAGGUCAACUUCCUGUACAGAGGGAAGGAGAUGUGUCCCACAGCCAACGUCAGUAACCCUCAGGGCUGCAGGCUCUUCUACGGGGACCUGGGCCCGAUGAUGAACCAGGAGGAGCUGUUCGGACCCGUGAACCUGGAGCAGCUGCGCUUCCCCACCACGGAGCACAUCACCAACGACAAGCAGAGGAUCUUCACCAACCGCCUGUUGGAUGUGAUGGACAGAGGCCUCAUCCUGGAGGUCAGCGGACACGAUAUCUACGCAAUCCGUCUCUGCCAGUGUAAAGUGUACUGGUGUGGCCCCUGUGCUCCAAAUCCAGCUGCACCAAACCUCAUAGAGCGUCAGAGGAAGGUCAAACUCUUCUGUCUGGAGUCCUUCCUCAGUGGGGUGAUAGCCCACCAGCGUGGCCUGACAUCAACCCCCCCUAACUUUGAAAUUGACCUGUGUUUUGGAGAGGAGUGGCCUGAUGGGAGGCCCAGGGAGAGGAAACUCAUCAUGGUUCAGGUGAUACCUGUCGUGGCCCGGAUGAUAAGCGAGAUGUUUUCUGGAGACAACACACGAUCCUUCGACAGCGGCAGUGUCCGCCUGCAGAUUUCAAUCCCAGAUAUCAAAGACAACAUAGUGACCCACCUGAAGCAGCUUUACUGCCUGCUGCAAACUCACCAGGGCCAGGAUGGCUGGGCGCUGCCCCCCGGCCCGGGCCUCAACAUCGUCCAGGCUUUGCAGGCACAGUGAAGCAGCACAUUGUGAACCACCAUGUAUUUACUGAGAGUUAUAUACUGUUAUCAAAGAAGUACUUAUGUAUAACCAGUUUAGAAGUGUACACAGUAUGCUGUAGGGUUCCUGUGUUUUUCAGCUUCUCUGUAGUACUGUGAUGGUUUUUAAAGCCUGUAUUAGACACAUUAUGUGUGCAGGCACCAUAGACAGAUGGGUGACUGCAUGGGCCAAAGUCCUGCUUGCUGCAGGGGAACAUUUAGCAAAGUUAAUGAGUAACACAGUUGGUCUGUGAUUAUCCAACCUUCCUAGAGUCAAGAAACAGAACAGAAAUAACAUCUCUUUUGACCUCGUGAAACGUUUUGUAGCAACACAUCCAGCAUAGGGUUUGUCUAAUGUAGCAAAUAUGAAUUCAAGUGAGGAUUGUUGCAUUGUCAUGGCAUUCGUUAGUGACCUACUCUUCGUCUACGGUUUAGUCUUGAGUUGUUGUCUUUCUCUUUUUUUCUCUAGGACAUUUUUUAUUCAUGUCUUUGAUUUUAGCCAUUUAUGUUUUCCAGACAGACAUUUAACAAAACAACAUUCAGCCGUUAUGGGUCCGUUUUAAUACAGAUUGCCACUGCACUUUGAGUUGCUGAAUCAUGUUUUAUUCCUGUUUAAAUCUAAGUGCAUUUAUCAGUUGUACUCUUUAUUUUAUCAAUAAAAACAACAGAAUAACA
Labrus mixtus (cuckoo wrasse) is the source of this 2476-nucleotide messenger RNA. It is a transcript of the gene irf6, whose product is annotated as interferon regulatory factor 6. Gene Ontology annotation, molecular function: protein binding; RNA polymerase II cis-regulatory region sequence-specific DNA binding; DNA-binding transcription factor activity, RNA polymerase II-specific. Bases 249 to 1781 code for a protein of 510 amino acids. The transcript is spliced from 8 exons. NCBI's taxonomy places the organism in Eukaryota, Metazoa, Chordata, Actinopteri, Labriformes, Labridae. Gene Ontology annotation, biological process: immune system process; regulation of transcription by RNA polymerase II. The record is from RefSeq and is a predicted model, not a curated record. Gene Ontology annotation, cellular component: nucleus.